UCAGUGAGCCUGAGCCCUGCUGUCUUCCUGUUCCCUCUGUCCCCCCAGGCGCAGGUGGCCUUCCUCCAGGGAGAAAGGAAAGGGCAAGAGAAUCUGAAGACAGACCUGGUGCGGCGGAUCAAGAUGCUGGAGUACGCGCUGAAGCAGGAGAGGGCCAAAUAUCACAAAUUGAAGUUUGGGACAGACCUGAACCAGGGGGAGAAGAAACUAGAACUGUCAGAACAAGUCUCCAAUGGCCCUGUGGAGUCCGUCACCCUGGAGAACAGCCCGCUGGUGUGGAAGGAGGGGCGGCAGCUUCUCCGACAGUACCUGGAAGAGGUGGGCUACACAGACACCAUCCUGGACAUGCGGUCCAAGCGCGUGCGGUCCCUACUGGGCCGCUCGUUGGAGCUCAACGGGGCCAUGGAGCCCAGCGAAGGGGGCCCCAGGGCCACGCCGGGCCCCGGGGGGCUCAGCGGUGGUGAGUCGCUGCUGGUGAAACAGAUCGAGGAGCAGAUCAAGAGGAAUGCGGCAGGCAAAGACGGCAAAGAGCGCCUGGGCGGCUCGGUGCUGGAGCAGAUCCCCUUCCUGCAGAACUGUGAGGAUGAGGACAGCGACGAGGACGACGAGCUGGACGGCGUGCAGCACAAGAAGCCGCGCGUGAAGCUCCCCUCCAAGGCUCUGGUGCCUGAAAUGGAGGACGAGGACGAGGAGGAUGACUCAGAGGAUGCCAUCAACGAGUUCGAUUUCUUGGGCUCAGGAGAGGAUGGGGAGGGCUCUCCGGACCCUCGGCGUUGCGCUGGAGAGGGGACCCACCACGAGCUAGAGAGCCGGCGGGUCAAACUCCAGGGAAUUUUGGCUGACCUGCGGGAUGUGGAUGGGCUGCCCCCCAAAGUGACGGGUCCACCUCCUGGCACACCCCAGCCCCGGCCACACGAAGGUUCCUUUGGCUUCUCCUCAGACGUUUUCAUCAUGGACACUAUCGGGGGCGGGGAGGUGAGCCUGGGGGACUUGGCAGAUCUCACCGUCACCAACGACAACGACCUCAGCUGCGAUCUGUCCGACAGCAAAGACGCCUUUAAGAAGACGUGGAACCCCAAGUUCACCCUCCGCUCCCACUACGAUGGCAUCCGCUCGCUGGCUUUCCACCACAGCCAGUCGGCGCUGCUCACCGCCUCUGAGGACGGCACGCUGAAGCUCUGGAACCUGCAGAAGGCUGUCACAGCCCGCAGGAAUGCUGCUCUAGACGUGGAACCCAUCCACGCCUUCCGGGCUCACAGGGGCCCCGUGUUGGCAGUAGCCGUGGGCAGCAACAGCGAAUACUGUUACAGUGGUGGGGCAGAUGCCCGCAUCCACAGCUGGAAGAUUCCAGACCUCAACAUGGACCCCUACGACGGUUAUGACCCCAGCGUGCUGAGCCACGUCCUGGAGGGCCACGGGGAUGCCGUGUGGGGCCUGGCCUUCAGUCCCACGGCCCAGCGCCUGGCCUCCUGCUCCGCCGAUGGCACCGUCCGCAUCUGGGACCCCAGCAGCAGCCCGACCUGCCUCUGUACCUUCCCCACAACCAGCAAUCACGGGAUCCCCACCUCAGUGGCCUUCACCAGCACCGAGCCUGCCCACAUCGUGGCCUCCUUCCGCUCUGGCGACACCGUCCUGUAUGACCUGGAGGCUGGCAGCGCCCUCCUAACGCUGGAGUCCCGGGGGAGCAGCGGCCUGACCCAAAUCAACCAGGUGGUGAGUCACCCCAGCCAGCCCCUCACCAUCACCGCCCACGAUGACAGAGGCGUCCGCUUUCUGGACAACCGGACAGGAAAAUUGGUGCACUCCAUGGUUGCCCACCUGGACGCGGUCACCUGCCUAGCCGUGGACCCCAAUGGCGUAUUCCUGAUGUCGGGAAGCCACGACUGCUCCCUGCGUCUGUGGAGCCUGGACAACAAGACCUGUGUGCAGGAGAUCACAGCCCACCGCAAGAAGCACGAGGAGGCCAUCCAUGCCGUCGCCUGCCACCCUAGCAAGGCUCUUAUCGCCAGCGCGGGCGCCGACGCCCUGGCCAAGGUCUUCGUAUGAUGCCCGCCUGGCCCCGCCCUGGCCGCCACGCUGGCUGGGGAGCGGGGCCGGCAGGGGGGACUGAGGUGACUCCCAGCCUCAGUCUAGAGGCCUGGAGGCCCGGCCUCUUCCCACUUGCCCGGAGCCUGGUGGUGCUAAGGGCCCU
Ceratotherium simum simum (southern white rhinoceros) is the source of this 2191-nucleotide messenger RNA. Lineage: Eukaryota; Metazoa; Chordata; Mammalia; Perissodactyla; Rhinocerotidae. The record is from RefSeq and is a predicted model, not a curated record.